Molecule: messenger RNA, 1116 nt
Organism: Camellia sinensis
Lineage: Eukaryota; Viridiplantae; Streptophyta; Magnoliopsida; Ericales; Theaceae
Source: RefSeq, a predicted model, not a curated record
ACUGAUUACACAUUGUCAGGCUAUCCCGUUCAAUAUUUUUCCACCAACCACACCAUCAUCUUUCUCAGAAUCUUCUCAUGAUUCCAAUGCCACCACACCCAUUGUCAAAGGGCCUCUCACGCGUCGCCUCCAUCGCCGCACAUUACUGUCUUUUGUUGCCACUCGCCAACGCGCCUCCGCGCGCUUCUCUGUGAUCGUUGACAUCAACCCUCAACCACUGCUCCACGCCAACCGCCGCUUCACGCCAAGCAGAGAUGCAGAUGAUUUGAUAAUCAGAAGGUUUCUCCGGGCCCGUGAUCUAGACAUAGAAAAGGCUUCAGCAAUGUUCCUCAAGUACUUGAAAUGGAGAAGAACAUUUGUACCGAAUGGAUUCAUAUCCGCUUUAGAGAUCCAAAACGACUUAGCACAAAACAAAAUGUUUCUUCAAGGAAUGGAUAAAAAGGGACGUCCCAUAACAGUUGCCUUUGGUGGUAGACAUUUUCACAACAAAGAAGGUUUGGAGAAGUUCAAACGUUUCACAGUCUUUGCGCUUGAGAAAUUGUGUUCAAGGAUGCCAGCAGGACAGGAGAAGUUUGUUGUUAUCGGCGAUCUUGAGGGAUGGGGAUAUGCAAACAGCGACAUUCGCGCAUACCUGGGAGCUCUAUCCAUUUUGCAGGACUACUAUCCAGAAAGACUUGGGAAGUUAUUUAUCGUUCAUGCGCCUUACAUAUUUAUGGCAGUGUGGAAGAUUGUAUAUCCAUUUAUCGAUGACAAUACUAAGAAGAAGAUCGUGUUUGUGGAGAACAAGAAACUGAAGUCGACUCUGCUACAAGACAUUGAUGAGAGCCAGAUUCCGGAGAUUUAUGGAGGCAAACUGCCAUUGGCUCCUAUCCAAGACAGCUAAUUAGCAAUAUUUAAUGGAAUAAAUUAGUCUUCACAGAACCAAUCAUGCACUAGCGGUAAGUAGUUGCUAUGUUGCAUUUCGAAGGUCAUGAUUUGUUUGACCUGUCUUGUGUUGUACAAAAACCUUGAUGAGUCUGUUUUUGAGUUUCCAAGAAGGAAUUAUCUACUGUGUUAAACGAACAAUGUAGUAUCUAUUUAAUUGUUCAAUGGUAUAACAAAGAAGAAUUGUUGUAA